Molecule: messenger RNA, 1294 nt
Organism: Triplophysa rosa
Lineage: Eukaryota; Metazoa; Chordata; Actinopteri; Cypriniformes; Nemacheilidae
Gene: ccdc86
Product: coiled-coil domain containing 86
Exons: 4
Coding region: 111-980 (289 amino acids)
Cellular component (GO): nucleolus
Source: RefSeq, a predicted model, not a curated record
CCUUGGUCUUAAAAAGUAGCAACACACGUGUGGUUGUGCGCAUGUGUGUGUUUUACUGUUAAAGUCUUUCUUUUCUUACUCAAAGUGUUAUUAUCGGUAAAACACGAGUGAUGUCAGCCUCCGCAAACAAGGAGAUACGUGGAGAUUCCGAAACAGAGCUGGAUCCACCCGUGGUGAGCCGUACACGAAGCGGCCGUAGAGUUCGGAUGCCCGCGGCGCUGCUGGACUCCGGCACACCGGCGACCAAAACCCCCGUCCGGCGCACCAGAAAGUCUGUAAUCAGAGAAGAUCCAGCGGAGAGUAGUGAAUCCAGACUAGAAUCGGCAUCUGAAAAACCUUCCGAAGAAGGUACAGAACAAACAAAAGUAGAGCCAAGCGCAACAGUGACUGACGUCACUGAAUCAACUAAAGUAGAGGAAAAUCAAGUCAGUCGGCAACCAGUUUUGGACAAUGUGCAUUUGAAAGAGUCUGACCAGACAAGUGAGAAAGAAAACAUAGUUAGUAAAACAGAUGCUGUGUCAACUGGUUCCAAAAAGGCCAAAAAAAGGACUCACUCAGAGUCAAAUGAGAAUAAAGUUAAGAUGGUGCCUCUUGGGAAACCAAAGUCUGGAAGAGUGUGGAAAGAUCGUAACAAGCAAAGGUUCUCUGCUCUUUUAAGGGACAAACCUGUACGUUCUUCAUGGGAAAAGAAGAUGGAGGCCAAGAGAGAUAAGCAACUGGUGAAACAGUACCAGCAGCAGCUAAAGGAUGAACAAGCCAGAGUGAAAGAGGAAAAGAAGAGGCGUAGAGCAGAAAAUCUGAAGAGACGAGCAGAAAAUGAAAGGAAAGCUGAGAUUGUACAGGUGAUUAAGAAUACUGCAAAGAUCAAGAGAAUGAAGAAAAAACAGCUGAGGAAGAUUGAGAAAAGAGACACACUCUCAGUGCUGCAGAAGACGCCUCCUAGUGUAAAGAAAAGUGCAGGGAAGAAAAACAGCAGCUAGGAUUUGUCCACAUUUGUGAAAAUCAAUAUGCCGUUAUGGGUGUGAAGAUUUAAUGCCAGUCUACUGAUGGCAGAUUGGAUGAACUGGCAUCCUGAUGACCUCUCUAUGGCAGAGACUCUUUAAGAAGACUGUUUUGUAUGUCGACUAUUAUGACAAAUUGACUCACUGAGGUCUCCAGUGGGUGUCUGGGUGUAAUGUAACAAUUGUACAGCAAGUAAUUGAAUACUUUGAAUACAUAGACAUCUAUCGCUUCUUUGUGUAAACACAAGUUUAUGUAAUUGACAUCAUUCUCCUUAAUAAAUAUCUUAUGUAUG